CUCCUGGUAAUACUCAUCAUCCCUUCUGACCUCUUCAUCUUCAUCUUCUCAUUCUUCUCAUCUCCAUGUUUAUUUUAGUCUCCAAUCAAAUUACACUUAUUUCCUUUUCCUCUCUUCCUUAGAGACAGACAAAAUUACAAACAAACAAGAAGAAAUUCACCAUUUUUUUUUUUAUCAUGUGACACAAUUUUGUAUCCAACAACUUAAAUUUACUCUUGUCAUCUUCUUCUUCAUGGAGUGUCGUUUCUUUUGUUAUUUUCUUCAAAAGUUCAUCUCGGGCUGUGAAAGGUGAUAACGAAUACGUUGGCAGCUUACACUUUUUUUAUCACAGACGGACAAGAACGAACAGAGACAGAUAAAUUGAGAAGAUUUAAUGGCGAAAGAUUAUAGUGGUGGAUCUCCCAAGCAUCACCAUUUGGAACAAAAACGAAAACGCUUAACAUGGAUUCUAGGUGUUAGUGGCCUUUGUGUUCUAUUCUACGUUCUGGGAGCUUGGCAAAACACAAACACCACUGUAACCGAUAAAUCCGAGCUCUCCAAUAAAGCUGGAUGUGAUGUUACGAAUCCGACAGCAACGAAAUCUCAAACCAGCGUGCUUCCGUCGUCGACAUCUUCAUCUGCAUCUCUGGAUUUCGAAGCUCAUCACAUGAUUGGUAUCAAUGAAACAAGUACAUCAAUUCAAAAAAUUCCAGCUUGUGAGAUGUCGUACAGUGAGUACACUCCGUGUCAACACGCACCGAGGUCGAGAAAGUUUGAUAGGGCAAUGUUGAAAUACAGAGAGCGACAUUGUCCUACUAAAGAGGAGCUUUUGCUUUGCUUGAUACCUCCACCGCCGAAGUAUAAGAACCCUUUCAAAUGGCCACAGAGUAGGGAUUAUGCUUGGUUUGAUAAUAUCCCUCAUAAGGAGCUUAGUAUUGAGAAGGCAGUUCAGAACUGGGUUCAAGUUGAAGGUGACCGGUUGCGGUUCCCGGGAGGAGGCACUAUGUUCCCGCGCGGAGCUGAUGCUUAUAUCGAUGACAUUAACGAACUCAUUCCUCUGACAAAAGGGAAAAUCAGGACUGCAAUCGAUACGGGUUGUGGAGUUGCAAGUUGGGGUGCAUAUUUACUUAAGAGGGACAUUUUGACAAUGUCAUUUGCACCAAGAGAUACACAUGAGGCGCAGGUUCAAUUCGCGCUGGAACGGGGAGUUCCAGCUAUGAUAGGUAUCAUGGCCACACAGCGACUCCCUUACCCAGCAAGAGCUUUCGAUAUGGCUCACUGCUCACGUUGCUUGAUCCCUUGGCACCAAUACGAUGGAAUGUAUCUGAUUGAAGUGGACAGAGUUUUGAGACCCGGCGGUUACUGGAUUCUUUCUGGUCCACCGAUCAAUUGGAAGAAAUACUGGAGAGGUUGGGAGAGAACACAAGAAGAUCUUAAACAAGAACAAGAUUCAAUUGAGGAUGUUGUCAAGCGUCUUUGCUGGAAGAAGGUCGUAGAGAAGGGUGAUCUCUCCAUUUACCAGAAACCACUCAACCACAUUGAGUGUGUAAAGAGCAGGAAGACGUUUAAAACACCACAUAUAUGCAAGGCAGACGCCGCGGAUAAUGGCUGGUACACAAAUAUGGAGAAAUGCAUAACACCACUACCAGAGGUAAGCAGUUCAGAUGAAGUUGCUGGCGGGGCAGUUGAGAAAUGGCCUGAACGUGCAUUUGCGCUUCCUCCAAGAAUCAGUAGCGGCUCAAUUCCAGGAAUCAAUGCUGAGAAGUUCCGGGAAGAUAAUGAGCUGUGGAAGGACCGCGUGUCACAUUACAAGAGAAUUAUGAGUCCACUAGCUCAAGGCCGAUACCGGAACAUAAUGGACAUGAAUGCUUACCUUGGUGGAUUUGCAGCUGCUGUGAUGAAAUAUCCAGUGUGGGUCAUGAAUGUGGUUCCUUCAAAUUCAAAUCACGAUACUCUCGGUGUUAUUUACGAGCGAGGAUUCAUUGGAACGUACCAGGAUUGGUGUGAGGCUUUCUCAACAUACCCAAGAACUUAUGAUCUCAUCCAUGCUGCUGGUGUUUUCAGCAUCUACCAGGACAGGUGCGACAUAACAUACAUUCUGCUGGAGAUGGACAGGAUAUUAAGGCCAGAAGGAUCAGUGAUAUUCAGGGAUACAGUAGAAGUGCUAGUGAAGAUACAAAGCAUAACGGAGGGAAUGAGAUGGAAGAGUCAGAUUAUGGAUCAUGAGAGUGGACCUUUCAACCCUGAGAAAAUUCUUGUCGCAGUCAAGACUUACUGGACUGGUUGAGCUUUCAAAGAGCUAUUACUACUCAAAUGCCUUGUAAACUAGGAGAUUUCUGUUCUUUUUUCAGCUUACAAGGCAGAUAAAGAGUUUGAGUAAUAGCUCUUUCAGAUUUUUGUUUUUGGUUUUCGAUCUUUUUUUAUGUCAUCGUUGAGAUCCUGUGAUUAUUGGGUUUCACUUAUAUGCAAUUGUUUGGAUUUAUUCCUUA
Molecule: messenger RNA, 2468 nt
Organism: Papaver somniferum (opium poppy)
Lineage: Eukaryota; Viridiplantae; Streptophyta; Magnoliopsida; Ranunculales; Papaveraceae
Product: probable methyltransferase PMT18
Exons: 6
Coding region: 374-2266 (630 amino acids)
Cellular component (GO): cytoplasm; endosome; trans-Golgi network
Molecular function (GO): methyltransferase activity
Source: RefSeq, a predicted model, not a curated record